AUUUAGUGGAUGUGUCAUUAGAUAAUAAUACAAUUGUUUAUGCAUCUAAAUGGUUUAAUAUUAAUGUAUCUGAAUCAAAUAUCGAAUACCUCCCAAGCAAUCCAAUUAUAGGUGGUAAAGUAAAUGACAAAAUUUUCUUCAUUAACAAAUCCAAUUCAGAAGAUUCAGAAGGGUUUCAAUUUCAUGAUAUUAACUGGAUUUCUGAUGAACAAGCCGGUAGAAUCUACAUUUAUGUAGCACUUCAAAAUUCUCAAAAUUUACUUCAAAGCAUAUUAGGUUCAUCUAAAUCUUCACCGGGUAUCAUAGUUUUGUUCAGGUUUUGUCAGCAAGUGACAAAAUUUUUUAUAUUGGUGGAAGAAUUUUUGGAAGUUCCGGAAGUUCUUACAAUAGUCAAUAGAUGCCGAUGA
Molecule: messenger RNA, 407 nt
Organism: Dentiscutata heterogama
Lineage: Eukaryota; Fungi; Glomeromycota; Glomeromycetes; Diversisporales; Gigasporaceae
Source: the annotation of a GenBank genome assembly